AUGGCGGCGCAGGCUCUUCUUUCCUCCGCUGUGGAGGCCGGCCGGCAGCUCCUCGGCGGGCGGCCCCUCCAGGCCUCCCCCUCCAGAUCCCUCGCCGCCCCCCGGAGGCCCUCCUCCCUCCUCGUCCGCGCCUCCGCCACCCCUCCCGUCAAGGUCUGCUCCCUUCCCCCUCGCCGGCGCCGGCAGCUCGACUCUCACCCCCUUCUUCUUCGUCUCCUUCUCCUCUCAUCUCCCUCCGGUAGCGCGAUUCUCACCUCUUUCCGCUUCGUCUUCUUCUUCCCUCCCUCUCCGGCGGAGAGUUUCUGACCUGUUUCUUCUUCCUCGCCGUGUUUCUCGCAGCAAGGCGCCGACCGCCAGCUCUGGUUCGCCUCCAAGCAGAGUCUCUCCUACCUCGACGGCAGGUGAUCCUAGCCCUAACCCUAAACCUCCCUCCUCUUCUCCCCAUGUCUCUACAUAUCUGACGGAUCUGAGCGGCGGUACAGCCUACCGGGGGACUUCGGCUUCGAUCCGCUGGGACUGUCGGACCCUGAGGGGACGGGGGGCUUCAUCGAGCCCCGGUGGCUGGCCUACGGCGAGGUCAUCAACGGCCGCUUCGCCAUGCUCGGCGCCGCCGGUGCCAUCGCACCCGAGAUCUUCGGCAAGCUCGGCCUAAUUCCCCCGGAGACGGCGCUCCCCUGGUUCAAGACCGGCGUGAUCCCGCCGGCGGGCACCUACCCCUACUGGGCGGACUCCUACACGCUCUUCGUCCUCGAAAUGGCGCUCAUGGGAUUUGCAGAGCACCGCAGGUACCAGGACUGGGCCAAGCCCGGAUCCAUGGGGAAGCAGUACUUCUUGGGGCUGGAGAAGGGGCUCGGCGGCUCCGGCGACCCUGCAUAUCCAGGGGGACCCUUCUUCAACCCGCUAGGGUUUGGAAAGGAUGAGAAGUCCAUGAAGGAGCUGAAGCUGAAGGAGAUCAAGAAUGGACGCUUGGCCAUGCUCGCCAUCUUGGGGUACUUCAUCCAGGCGCUGGUCACCGGGGAGGGGCCCUUCCAAAACCUGCUCGACCACCUUGCCGACCCCGUCAACAACAACGUCCUUACCAGCCUCAAGUUCCAUUAG
Spirodela intermedia is the source of this 1098-nucleotide messenger RNA. Lineage: Eukaryota; Viridiplantae; Streptophyta; Magnoliopsida; Alismatales; Araceae. The record is from the annotation of a GenBank genome assembly.